Messenger RNA from Plasmodium adleri (nom. inval.), 507 nucleotides. Its product is annotated as conserved Plasmodium protein, unknown function. The coding region runs from base 1 to 507 and encodes 168 amino acids. Gene Ontology annotation, cellular component: TIM23 mitochondrial import inner membrane translocase complex. Gene Ontology annotation, biological process: protein insertion into mitochondrial inner membrane; protein import into mitochondrial matrix. The transcript has a single exon. The record is from RefSeq and is a predicted model, not a curated record. Lineage: Eukaryota; Apicomplexa; Aconoidasida; Haemosporida; Plasmodiidae.
AUGUUGGAUUGGUUUCGAAAAAAAGAUUCGAAUGAAAACAAAAAAGUAAAAUCUGAAUAUGAUGAAUAUGUCACACCUCCUCCUUUUGGAAAUUACUUAGUAUCGGAACCAAAAAAACCUAAGUCAUUAAAAAAUGAUAAAACAAAAAUAACAGAAUUUAAGGGAUUUACUCCCCCACCAAAAUUUGAAUUUAAAGAAGAUAAUUCAGAUUAUACAUAUGACGAAGAUUUUUCCAAAUAUACUAGUAAUAAUUUAAUCGAUUCAUCUUUUUAUGAUGAUAAAAAAAAAUUCUCAGAUGUUAAUUUAAGUCAUAGAACAAGAGCAUGUUUUGAAAGUAUAAAAAUGGGUGUAAAAAUGGGAACAAUGGUUGGUGGAAUUUUUGGAAGUUUAACAGGUAUAUAUGCUUCUUUUGCCCAUAAAAAUCUUUUCAUAUUUCCUGUUUCAGUAUUAGGAGGAGCAGUCAGUUUUGGAUUUUUUUUAGGAUGCGGUAUGAUAGUUCGUUGUUAA